CGAACAUCGCAAAGAAAGGUAUGGGAUCUCGUAGCAACAGCGGAAUACUGAGAUAAUGGCGAGGCUGAACCCAAUGGUUGCUCGACAUAACUCGAACACGGGAGGGGCACAUCGCUCUAAUCUACCCGAGCCAUCUAAUUUCCAUCGACAAGACGUAGUCCAUGAAAAGGGUGGUCGACCAAAUGCUCCGAUACGUCGUCGACGAGGGUCGAUGUUGCGGAUGACAGUUCUAGCCAUUGUUGUUCUAUCCAUGGUCAUUGCAUUUAUCAACAUUCAAUUGGCUACUAUUGCGAACGAUGCAACAAUUAGAACCGACUCGAAACGAAAUCGAAAAAAAAWUCCUAACGACAACGGCAGUGCGAAGACAACUGAUGAAACGAUGCCGCAGCAAUCACUUCCCGUGGACAAAGUUCCUUUGGAAAGAAACUCCACUGUUGGUACUAAAGGCGAUGUGAAUGACGUGGUUGGUAGCAACAAUGCAACCGAUUCAAAGGAGGAUCCUCUCGAGAUUUCCAGGACGUUCGACGAUCCGCCAAUAUUCGAAGCUCCCGUUGUCAGCCCAGAUACCAAGGACUUUGAUCCCAGUAUACCCGGAGUUGUUGUCACCAAGAUCCAAGGAAAUCCACACCUACCAGCACUGAAGCAGAUGCUGUGUUUGUUUACACACGCGUACAACAAUAGAGCAAAUCGCGACAUCAUUGUGUUUACAACCGAAGAGUUGGAAGCUAAGGACGUCGAAGAGCUCAGCGCUAUUGUUUCUCCCGCAAAAUUGAUUGUGGAGGUCGACAACCCCGGGCUCCACAAAAUGGUGGAUGAUAUGUCUCCAGAACGGAAGAAACACUUGCUCGACCGCUGCCACGUCAAUUCCACUUCGGAGCUUUCUUGGUACUCGAAGUGUGAAGAAAAGACCUCUUACUGGGAUCACAAAGGUGAGCGCAUCGCGUACGCCUGGCAGGCCGAAUUCCGUGCGCUGUGGUUGUGGACCCAUCCGUUGCUAGCCCCAUACAAGUACAUGAUGUGGAUGGACAGCGACACGUUUUGCACCCGCGUCUGGAACCAGGAUCCAAUCGCAACCAUGGAGAGGCACGACUUGGCCUUGGUACGUUAUCGAUAAUUCAACCCCCGGCACAAGCUAUCCACGAUGGACUGGGUUGCGACCAAGAGUUCAUCUACUCAUUCUUUUAAGCUUUCCUUGCUUGCAAUGCUCACAUGGUUUCCUCGAUCUUGAUUUUCCACCGUCAUGCGCUACGCACGUGUUUGCAACAGUUGUUCGAUCAUUUUCCCCAGGGGUCUGCGAGAGGAAAAGAAUUUCCGGAACGAACCAAAGAAGCUUUCAAUAAAGUGAUAUGCGACAUCUCUUUGGUCAAUGGUACUCUUGUUCCGCGGGGAGGCAAAUGUAUUCGAAGAAAGAAAAGCAAGAUCUCACAGGUGCACGGAUUCUUCCACGUGAGUUCGCUCGAUUUUUAUCGAAGCGAUGCCGUGAUGAAAUGGAACCGAGCACUGAUAGGAGAUUCAAAAUUUAGUCGCGUGUUCGACGAUCAAAUUGGCAUUACCAUACCAGCAGCAGUUUUAGCCGGGGAGCGAUCUAGAGAUAUGAGAAGCCUUGGCGUAUAUACCAGAGUCUUCCACAACUAUGUUAUCGAUGGUCUCAUGCAGGAAUGGAGGGGCUAUUUUACAAAUUGGUGGCAGAAGAAUGCCGAUACAAUCUUCCCCGAGGCAAAGCAAUGCGUCAUUACUAUUAAAGGGURAUGCAUGYGAGGCACAGUUACUUGAAUAGUGAUUUGAAAUCUACAAGACGUAAAUUAACACCGAAGGAGUAG
Pseudo-nitzschia multistriata is the source of this 1820-nucleotide messenger RNA. The record is from the annotation of a GenBank genome assembly. NCBI's taxonomy places the organism in Eukaryota, Bacillariophyta, Bacillariophyceae, Bacillariales, Bacillariaceae.